This is a messenger RNA of Micropterus dolomieu (smallmouth bass), 1201 nucleotides long. RefSeq names its product Golgi SNAP receptor complex member 1-like. Gene Ontology annotation, biological process: vesicle fusion; endoplasmic reticulum to Golgi vesicle-mediated transport. Gene Ontology annotation, cellular component: cis-Golgi network; Golgi membrane; Golgi medial cisterna. NCBI's taxonomy places the organism in Eukaryota, Metazoa, Chordata, Actinopteri, Centrarchiformes, Centrarchidae. Bases 78 to 830 code for a protein of 250 amino acids. The transcript is spliced from 9 exons. The record is from RefSeq and is a predicted model, not a curated record. Gene Ontology annotation, molecular function: SNAP receptor activity.
AGCCGGAAACCACUAGAGGCCGCUGUGCGUCAAAUUAUAAUUGCGACAGUCGUUUCUUCUUGACGGCUGACGGUGACAUGUCAACAACAAACAUGGCAGCCAGCAGCAACUACUGGGAAGAUCUGCGUAAACAGGCCAGACAGCUGGAGAAUGAGCUGGACCUCAAGCUGGUCUCUUUCAGUAAACUAUGCACCAGCUACAGCAGCAGCAGCAAUCGAGACCAGCGGACAAGAGACAGCAGGUCCGAUUCUGUUGGCUCACCUCAAGACAAUAUGCUCGUUGCCAUGACUACUGAGCUGGAGCAGCUAUUGGCCAAUCUUUCAGCAGUCAAUGACAAAAUGGCAGAAUAUACAAACAGUCCGGGAGCUUCGUCACAUAACGCAGCAUUGAUGCACACCUUACAGAGACACAGAGAUAUUUUACAGGACUACUCUCACGAGUUCCACAAAACCAAAAGCAACUUCUUCAGCCUGCGAGAGCGAGAGGACCUACUAGGCUCCGUUCACAGAGACAUUGAGUCCUAUAAGAGCAGCUCGGGAGUGAAUAACCGAAGGACUGAGCUCUUCCUGAAGGAACAUGAACAUCUCAGAAACUCAGAUAGUCUUAUUGACAGUGCAAUAAGCAUCGCCAUGGCUACCAAAGAGAACAUCACAUUUCAGCGUGGGAUGUUGAAGUCGAUUCAAACCAGGGUCACAACUCUGGCCAAUCGUUUCCCCGCCAUCAACAGUCUCAUCCAGAAAAUCAAUCUGCGCAAGAGGCGGGACUCUUUAAUUCUAGGCGGCGUGAUUGGCGUCUGCACCAUACUCCUGAUGCUCUACACUUUCCACUGAUGGUCAACUGACUGUUAAAAAAUAUUCAUUGUAUCUCAGACCAAGUGUUUAUUUUAUUUUUUGUUUUCUAUGUUAUAUUGUAAUUUCCCUUUCUUUACGGUUUCAAGAAUUAAGAAAGAAUUUUAUUCUGAAAAGACAUCUAUAUCACAUUAAGUCUUAAUUGAAAGUAAAAGGGUUUGAACUCAGAUUAGAGAGCUUAUUUAUUUUCUGAAUUAUGAUCACAUUUCCAUCUUGCUGCUUCUAUACUGUUCUAAUUUUAACACUUAAUAAAUGUAUGAAGUAGUAUUUUACUGGGAUUGUGUACUGUUGUUGUCAUACUUCUUUAUAUAGCCUAACGGCUCUGCCUAAUAAAAUAAAGGUGGUGAGCUGGA